Molecule: messenger RNA, 6170 nt
Organism: Caenorhabditis auriculariae
Lineage: Eukaryota; Metazoa; Nematoda; Chromadorea; Rhabditida; Rhabditidae
Source: the annotation of a GenBank genome assembly
AUGAAUGAUUUAUUGGCUGGUUAUGUGAAGGUUUAUCUUUUCUAUUCAAAAGAUAGUUUCAUUUUUGAAUUUUUUCCAGGAAGAAAGACCGGUCUUGGAUUCGAAUAAACCGGUUGUCGUCACGUUGGGCAUCGCUUUGCAGCAAAUCAUCAAUUUGGUUCGUUUUAAAUAACAUUUUACAUUUUAUAAGCCUUAUAAAAAACAAAAAUAUUAUUCAUUCAAAAAAAAAAGUUUCAGAACGAGAAAGAAGAGCAAUUGGAAGUGAACGCGUGGCUCAAAUUCGCUUGGCACGACGAAAAUUUGCGUUGGGAGCCGACAAUUUAUGAAAAUGUGACGGAUCUGCGGCAUCCAGCCGAUACACUGUGGCAGCCCGACAUUUUAUUAUACAAUAGGUAAAAUAAAAAUAAGAAAAAUUAAAUAAAAACAAUUUUAAAAAAAUGUCCAAAAAUUUUGAAAAAUUUGAAAUUUUCGCACAAACGCGCUCGACUGAGAAUUAAAGAUUACUGUAGACUAAUUUGCUUAGGAACGCUAGAGUGGUCACUAGGAAGGGAAAAAGGGCCUAUAGUGGACAAAAUAGUGCUCCCUAUAGGGUUAAACUUAAAGUGGUCCCUAUAGGUGAUUCAUAUCAAGGGUUUAGAGCUCAAGUGGUCCCUAUAGUGGUCUUUUAAUUUUUUUUUUUUUGGUUUGGAAAAACGCUAGAGUGAUCCCUAGAGGGACGGCUUAAGAGGCUUCUGUAGAUUUUCCUCAAGGGACCGCUUUACUUCCUUCUUUGGGGAGGAAUGAAGCUUUCAUAAGUGGUCACUUCAGGGGUUUUAGUAAGUGGUCACUCUAGGGGAGAAUUCUAGCGAUAUUUUUAUGACGUUUAUUUUUCAAACAUCGACUUUAGGCAAACAGCAUUCUCCCCCCUAUAUUGGCCACUUUUGCAAGCUUUAGUGCCCAUGUAGAGCGAGGCGAAGUGGUCCUUUAAGGGAACCUCCAAAGGGCCCUAAGAAUGCCCUCUAGUGACCACUCCGGCCUUCCAAAGACCUCAAUAUAAUUUCCAGUGUCGACUCGGAAUUCGACUCAACCUACCGCGUGAACUUGGUCAACUAUCACAAUGGGCUAAUCAAUUGGGUCCCGCCGGGAAUUUUCAAGGUUAUUUUUUUGUCCCAAGUCCCAAGCUCGAUUUCAGGUCUCCUGCAAGUUGGACAUCUACUGGUUCCCGUUCGAUGAACAGACAUGCUUUUUCAAGGUUUUUUUCAUUUUUUUUUUUUGUUUUCUUGAAAUCAAAACUUCAGUUCGGCUCAUGGUCUUUCAGCCGUGACAAGAUUGAGCUUCAAGUUGGAGAUUUCGACUUUUCAGAAUUUAUUCCCAACGGCGAAUGGAUCAUUUUGGGUAAGGGAAACCUUCAGAAAAUACAUUUUUUUAAAAAGGAGAUUUCAAAAAAAUCAUAGUCAAUGUUUCCCGACUUGAAAGGCGAGGGAGGCUUGGCAGGGGGCGGGACGCGUAGCGUGUGCGUACGCGGUUUUUUUGGCACGUGUUCAAUUCAACCGCCAGCGACUAUUUGAAGAGCUCGUUUUUUUCGCUCCUUUCACUCCUUUUUUUAUUAUUUAUUGAUUUUUUUCUAUGUGCGCAUCAAAAAAAUUAGUAGAAAAUACAGAGAAAGAGUGGUGAAGCUUUUAAAAAAAUUAAUUGAAUUGAACUGGCGCCAAAAAAACCGCAAACGCACACGCUACGCGUCACGCCCCUUGCCCCGCCUUCAUCGCCUUUCAAGUCGGGAAACAAUGACUUUAGGUCUACAUCCGAGAAUUCAGAUUAUUUUGUUCCUUACCCCUUAAAACUUGGCAGAAACUGAUUUCAUAAAUAAAACGGAUUUUUUCGGUGAAACUUUACGGAGAUACUUUUUGAUAUUUUUCAAAGCCGAGUCCCGCCCAGGUCCCGAAAAAGUUGGCCCGAAGCCCGGGUUGGUCCAACCUGAAAUUUUCGAUAAGAUGAUUGCCUAGGAAAACGGCUUCGCGCCGCGACGCACUCGCCUUUUUCUUGGCGCGACAUCGCACAUUUCUUGCAGUCACCUCAAAACAAAAAAUUGAGAAUGCGAUGUCGCGAAAAGGGAAAAUACAAGAAUGGCGCGGCUCCAAAACAGCGUUAUCGCAAAUAUACCGCGACCUCGAUUCCGGCAGUUCUUCUUAAUGUCUCGGGCUUCUCUGAUUUUCGUUUAUUCCGGUUUGAGGGGUUGAUAGUUAUGAGUAUAUAACGACACUGAGAAAAACUGCCUAGAUAUACUUGAUGUCGCUGGCAGUACAUUGACGAUAACGCAAAAGCGCUGAGUUGGAGUCGUGAUCCGUAUUUUUGCUAGACGCGACAUCGUGUUUCUCUUGCAAUCAAAAAUAUGAGGAAGACUUUCGCAAUGUAGCCAAUAUACCGCGAUAUCGCAUACAUCUCGCAUGUUUUACUGAAUGUUACCUUCUCCGGAACUGAGAAUAAAUGCCUAGAGGAAAGCGAUUUUGCUGGCGGUCCAUUGACGACAUCGCAAUGGGACUGCUUUGUACUCGUCAUUCGCAUUUUUUCUUGGCGCGACAUCGCGUUUCUCUCGCACUAAAAAAACAUGAGGAAAUGCAAGACUUUCGCAAUGUCGCCGAGGUACCGCGAUAUCGCGUUUAUCUCGCACGUUAUACUGAAUGUUACCUUCUGCGGAACUAAGGAUAAUUGCCUGGAGAAAAGCGAUGUCGCUGGCGGUUAAUCGACGACAACGCAGAAGCGCUGCUUUAUAGCUCUGUUUCGCAUUAUUUUGGCGCGACAUCGCGUUUCUCUCUCACUCAAAAAAUAUGAGGAAGACUUUCGCAAUAUCGCCAAAGUACCGCGAUAUCGCAUUUGUCUCGCACAUUAUACUCAAUUUUACCGUUUUCAGGCCACAAGGCAAACAUCACGGUGAAGCAGUACGAGUGCUGUCCGGAAAAGUACGAAGACGUCACUUUCACGCUUCAUCUUCGCCGUCGGACCCUCUACUACGCCUUCAACCUGAUCAUGCCCGUCAUGUUGACCAUGGUCCUUGUCGUCCUGGGCUUCACCGUCAGUCCGGAAACCUGCGAGAAGAUCGGCCUCCAGGUGAAACAUAUUCUCAGACCUCGGUAACGCGACAAAAACUCGGGACAUCUCUAGGGGUCACUUAAGGGUACUGAUGCCGCUCCGGAGUCCGGACGUUUUUGAGCUGGUCCAGGGAUCCCUUAAGGGUUCUCACGGCGCUCAGGGCGUUUCUGAGCGAUUCUAGGGAUCACUUAAGGGUAUUGCCGCCGCUCCGGACGUUUCUGAGAAGUUCUAGUUGUCACUCAAGGGCUCUGACGCCGCUCCGAAUGUUACUGAAAAUUUCUAGGGGUCACUUAAGGGUACUGGCAAUGCUCCGGACGUUUCUGAGCAAUUCUAGGGAUCACUUAAGAGUUCUUACGCCGCUCCGGACGUUUCUGUACAUUUCUAAGGAUCACUUAAGGGUGCUGACGCCGUUCAGGACGUUUCAGAGCAGUUCUAGUGGUCCUUUAAGGGUACUGACACUGCUCCGGAAGUUUCUGAGCAGUUCUAUGGAUCACUUAAGGGUUUUUACGCCGCUCGAGACGGCUCUGAACGGUUCUAGGGAUCACUUAAGGGUACUGGCACCGUUCCGGACGUUUCUGAGGAUCAAAUUCUUCAAUUCUCAUUGAAACAGCAAACAUGAGCACUUUUUCAGAUCUCCGUUUCUUUAGCGAUCAUGAUUUUUCUGACCAUGAUGCACGCCCAAACGCCUCAGACCUCAGAAGCCGUGCCAUUAUUAGGUUUUUGAGCAAUAAAGUCCCAAAAAAUUUGAGUUUGAGGCGUCUUUUUCCACAUUUGCAACGCGAUUUCCGUCUUGGCCACUUCUUUCACGGUUUACGUGCAAAGUUAUCACUUCCGGAAUCAUCAGGUCCAACAUCGGAUGGGUUUUUGGGUGAGUUUGGAGGAAAAUCUGGCUUUUAAAGAAAAAUAAUGGGAAAAAAAUGAAAAAAAUGCGUCCGUAUUUAAAAGAAUAAAGAAAAAAAUUUGGGAGUUUUCAGAAAUUUUCAGCUUUCCUUCCGAUAUUUCAUGAACUUACUGUUUCAGAAUUCGGUUUUUAUCAAGCUUGAAAAUAUUUUUCUUCAAUUCUGCUAUUGCAUCGAUAAAUUUCAAGGAUUUUUUUGAAAAAAAGAUAAGCUGUUUUCCAUACUAUCCUUUUUCAGUUAAGACUUGCGAUAGAUAAAAAAACAAUGUAAAAAAAAAUCGAACUCUAAACUCAGAUUUCGUUCCAACUUAGCUUAAAAAUACCAUUUUUUGCACCAAAAAAGGCAGAUUUUUCGAUUAGAAACAUGAAAUUUGUGACAUUUUGCAGAUGCGCUACACUUUACUGGAAUGGGCGCCCUGGUUCCUGCGGAUGAAAAUGCCGAAAAGGGAAAACACUCUGGAAACUCUGAAACAGAGCUGGAGCGAGCGGAAACGACGCGAUUCCGACGCCAGAACCGCUUUUGAAUAUGUUUUCUUCGAAUAAAGUCACAGGAAGUUCAAAAAUAAUAAUUUUAGACCGAUGGGACAUCGAAACUGAUGCAAACCAUGGGAACAGCCAUGCAGCAAAACUUUGAGAGCCUCGUUUUUCAUGUCAAACAUGUUCAGGUUGGUCAAUAGAAUUUGAAAAAAAAUGAAAAAAAUAAACCUUUUAAGCUUGAAAAAAUCUUAACAGUCUAUUUGAUUUGAAAAUCCGCUCAAACGCUGUCUCUGUAAUUUUCCAAGUUUUCUCAAAAACACGGCGUUCCCCAACGGUGUGGGGAGACGUCAAAAAAAUUUUGGCGCGAAAUCAAAAUCUUGAAUACGCAGCCAAAUGUAUUGUUCAUGCCGUUGAAUACUCAGUUUAGUUUGCAACGAUAGGUAGCUGUGACGUCACAGUCCUUUUAUCCGAACCGCGCACUUGCUUUUUUUGUAAAUUCAGAAACUUUGACGCCUCCCACACCUUCCCUCAUUCCAUUAGGAAUGCCGUGAAAAGUACAGGAAAAUUUUUUUCUAAUCGAUUCUGAUGAAUUUUCAACCAGUAUCAUCAUAUAAAGUCAGUAUUGGGGACGCAAAUUUUUGAACCAUUUCCUCCAACCGUAACCGCGUUACGGUAGGUUCCUGGGUAUCUAGUUUUCUUUAGGCAAGUUGUAUAUCAAUCGAUAGGUAAUGCAAUUUUAGGCAUUUUUCAGUUUAUAUCAUUUUUGGUUACUGUAGAAAUUUCGAGAUACGGUACUUUUUGUGUUUGCGAUUUUGGUUUCAUGGUCAUUAUGCUCACCAUAGUCAUUUACCGUGGAAGUUUUUUAGAUCAUUAGCUAGGCCUUUAACCUUUUUUUAAUGUCUGAACUUUUGCUGAAAAUUGUUUUGAUCGGAACUACUAUCCAUAAACUUUUUUUUCUGUACCCGUUUUUUUUGAAAAUUACAAAGACGUCGUGUUAAGCUCUUGAUUAACAUUCCUGACAGUUGCUGCAAUUUUCAACUUCGAAGUUUUGUUUUUUUUUUUUUUGAAGUUGGCGUUCAUCACCCGCUCACACCUACGGAUACCCAUGUUUCGUAACUUUUAGAAAAUCAUACUUCAAAAACUAAACGUUUUCACAGGUAGCCACUAUCAAGAAUCUUAAUCUAGAGUUUUUUUCAAGAAUAUUCAAAAUUCAAAGAGUUUUUUUCAAGAAUAUUCAAAACGUGAAGUAAAAUGACUUCGUUGUCAGAAACUCUGGAAAGAUCGUAUUUCUGGUCGUGGGGAAAGCCACGCUUCAAUCCAACCUCUGAUAUUCAAAAAAAAAAAAACUAUUUCAGAGACCCGAAGAAAAUCGAAACGUGGAACGGCUUCGCGUUCUGCAGAAGAUCUACGAGCACGUCAAGGUUUGAGGAAGUGAAGGGAAAAUCCAGGGAAAAUAAAAACUGAGCUUAGCCUUCAAAGGAUAUACUUGAAAUGAACUUCGAACCGCAACUCAAGAGAAGGAAAUGAAGAAAAUGGAAGAAGACUUAACAAAAAGAAGUUGUAGAUGAUCCGAGAGCACGACGACGACUCCGAGGAGGACAGACACGUCGCCUUGGAAUGGAGAUUCGCGGCCAUCGUCGUCGAUCGUCUCGCUCUUUUCGCCUUCACUAUCAUCAUAUGCAUUGCCACUGCAGUUAUUGUCAUCCGUGCACCUUAUUUCUUCGCUUAA